GCCAAUGGCUGGCACGGCAGUGCUGCCCUUCCAUUCGCUGAUUGGUCAAGCUACACGUCAGUGAAACCUCAGUACGUCCCCAUUCGUCCUACCCUGGAAGGAAGAGGGGGCAGCAGAGAGGGACUCAGGAUUUCUGCAUAAUGAAAAUGAUUGAGAAUGUUGACUCUGUAGUAACUAGGUCAAGCCAGGACCUCUGGGCUGAAAUCUGUUCCUGUCUGCCAGAUCCAGAUCAGAAAGAAGACUUUAGUGAUGCUUUUACAGAUUGCUUCACAGAUUCUUACAUCAGUGGAGAAAGCCAGGAUGAAGAACCAGAUGGUUCUUUCCAAGCAAAUCUGAAGCCCUGGGCACCUCUGAAAGAUUCAGAGAUAUAUUUAGCAUCACUAGAGAGAAGACUGAUGAGAAUUAAGGGUUUGUCUCAGGAAGUGACCUCCAAGGAUAUGCUGCAUACUCUGGCCCAAGCAAAGAAGGAAUGCUGGGAUAGGUUCCUGCAGGAAAAGUUUGAGUCCGAAUUUUAUGUGGAGGGACAUGAAUCUGAAGAGAGCACCCUGGAACAUUUAAAGCGGUGGCUGCAGCCUGAUAAAGUGGCAAUCAGUACUGAAGAGGUACAGUACCUGAUUCCCCCAGAGUUCCAUAUAGAGAAGCAAGAAACUGGGGAAGAGUCUCCAGCAGCAGAACAAUGAAAUGCACUCCAACCAUGCAAAGCAGCUGUCCAAGGACUGACAGAGCUGCAUUCAGUGGCAGUAAUAAAAGGGUAGGGUGAGGAAAUUGCCAAUUUUUGGUCAGCAAGGGAAAGAGCUAUGGACAUCCAGAGGAUAAAAUUGCAUUUGUUAUCGACAGGAGUGAAGUGUCCUGCAACUUUGUGCAUGCUGGACUUAAAUCUUGUUUUUAGCUACGUGGUUUCCCAUCUUGUAGUAAACCAGUCAUUCCAGUUUAAAAAAAAAAAUUUUAUAAUUCACUGAAAUGAUUACUGAACAAAAAGAAGCUGGUCAAAAAAGGUGAUAUCCUUGAGUAGUGUAUCUAAUAACUCAAAAGACUGAGUCAUUUCUUCCCCCUUUCUUGUACCCUCUCUUUGUGGCUAUAUCUUUCCUGUUGUUAGCUUCACAGGCGUUAUUCGUUGAUCUGUUACAACAAUUCCGCUGUAAAGUUAUCUGUAAAACUCCACAAUUUGUGCUUGAGUUGGCUCUAAACGGUAUCCUGGAGAGAUGAGAAACAUUUGCCCUGUUUGGAUUUGGUGCAAACUAAAUGGGAUCCUACUCUCCAAUGAUAAUUAUCAAAGCCUGUUUAACAUUCUCCUCUUUAUAAUGUACCAGCCUGGAAUAUCACAUUUAUUGGACCUUCAGACAGUCUUGUAUGAAAAGAGGUGUUUCUCACUCCCCCCCUCGCCCGAGAGGGGCAGGUUAGAUUCUAAAUCUAAAUGAUAGAUUCUAAAUCAGUGGCAGUGACAACUGAUCAAUGGAUUAUUUUCAUGUUAAAUAAUUCCUUGUGAGUCUUACAUUAAGCCUGUUUCUAUAGAUACUUGAUCUGUUUUAUCUACAGCAAGUUGUCCCCGUCCCCCCUCAUUACUCAAAAGGUCUGUAAUCCUGACCUUUGUAUGAGACUGACUCUUAUAAUUAUUGUAUAGCUGCAGUUUCUUAUAUAGUAUCAAGAGCAUAGGGCAAUAGAGAGCAAUGGCUUAUGUCUUCUGCUGGGGACAGUACUUAAAACUGUAAUGAUUAGUUCUAAUACUUUAUACCGAUAUAGAUGUUAUGUAGCAAAUACGGAUCUGUGAAAAUGCACUUGCAAAACAGCUUCUUGAAAUACCUACCCGUUUCUAUGUCUCCAUAAUUGAGUAGUGCUAUUGUUUCUUUUGAUGCGAGCCAUGGUUUUACUGCUGCUUGUGAGCAGGAAGUCCAGUAGGAUGACUUGGGACUUGUCUAAAUGGGGAAAUUUACCUGCAGAACUAUAGUGAUAUAGUUAUGGCAGUAUAAGUCCCUGCAUGAAUACACUUAUUCCAGAAUAAGUGUCUACAUGAGAAAUUUUCCCAGUAUAACUAUACUGGUCUAGUUCUGUCAGUAAAUUUUCCUGUGUAGUCAUGAGAAAUACAGCUCAUCAUUUGAACAUAUAGAGUUGAGUCUUUUAUUGGCCCACAGCUGGGAAGAAUUUACGGCAUUCGUGCCAGUGAAAACCUGGACUUAAGUUUUCUUCAGUGCAAAGCUAUUUAUUUGAAAGAAUCUGGCAAGCAGCAAAAAGGUUAUACAAUGCUGCUUCCUAAUAAGCCUCAAUUCCCCAAGCAUAAACUCUCUUAGUAACUAUGCUGGCCCUACGCAUUAUCCUGAUUGGCAAAUAAAACAGGUAUAGCUACCAGUUCUAGAUGAAGACUUCUUUUCCUUUUUCUUCUCAAGCACUUGGUCUGUCAAAUGUCCCCAGGGCAGCGUGUUGGCUACCCUGAAACCCUAUGACCCAAAAAUCUCUCGCAGAAGGGUGUUGGCUAUAGCGGCCGUCCUACAGCAUCACAAGCCUCCUUAGAUAUUAGUUGGGGUGGCAGUGGCACAUAGGAUUAUUCCGCAGUACUUAUAUCCUUAUCUCCAGGGAGUCAUAUGUCCUCCAAAUAUGCACUGUUGGCAUUUUAUGACUUGUUUUUUUUCCUGCUUAAUAUUUUUGGAAGGGACUACAGGCACAGACUGAAGGCCGACUAACAUUUACCUUUUCAUCAAUCAUUCACCUGAGCUCUCUUUGUUGUGCUGUCCUAAGAAGUCAGUUGAUGCAAGUCAGUUAGUACCAAGUCCACCACCUGUAUGUUUUCUGCCUGUUUUCUAGGUGGUCUGACCAUUGACUGACCAUGACAGUUCUUCCAGAUCAGCACAAAUACACAGAGCCCCAAUUAAACAUCCAAAGUACAUAGUUGUGUCAGCAUACAAAUGCAAAUUCAAUAAUCUCACUCAGUAACUUUUGAUACCACCUGUCUGAUGCUAAGGGAAUGCUGCUCCCAAAAUCCCCUAGCAAAUUCAUAUUUACUAAGCUGUACCAGACCCAGGUCAACCACAGUAAUUCAUAAUUCAGCACCAUCUCAACAUUAAGGACAGGAGACUUACAAGAUGUGGGUUUUUAAAAUUAAAUUUCCACUAUUUCACUCCCCCACAUUUAAAAUGCUAUUUAAAAAUAGAAUGUAAGUGUAAAUUUGAAAAUCUCUUGCUGUAUUGUACAUUGAUACUGAGUUUCUAUUCUGUAGCUGAAACUAUGUUGUCAGACUAUAAUGAGGGUGACUUCCUAUUUGAUACUAUUCACAAGAACGUGUUAAUGAUUUCCUCUUCUUUGUAAUCAGAGAUUGUGGUUAGAAUAUUUUAUGCUACACUGUAGUUUCCCUUUAAAGCUGCUAGUAAGGAGAUUAUACACCUGGAAUCAGAAAGUCUCAAACUAAGUUGAAGUUUCAACAAAAUUUAAAUAUUUGAACCUACAGAUUGAGUAACUGAGGUAAUCUCGUGCAAAAAUAAACCAGUUUCUAUGAGUUAAAUUUUAAGUAUAAUAUAAUAAAAUGAAGCUAAAUAUA
Messenger RNA from Chelonia mydas (Green sea turtle), 3526 nucleotides. RefSeq names its product coiled-coil domain containing 32 (gene CCDC32). Gene Ontology annotation, biological process: cilium organization. The coding region runs from base 141 to 680 and encodes 179 amino acids. NCBI's taxonomy places the organism in Eukaryota, Metazoa, Chordata, Testudines, Cheloniidae. The record is from RefSeq and is a predicted model, not a curated record. The transcript has 4 exons.